This is a messenger RNA of Rhincodon typus (whale shark), 2821 nucleotides long. RefSeq names its product malonyl-CoA decarboxylase (gene mlycd). Gene Ontology annotation, molecular function: malonyl-CoA decarboxylase activity. Gene Ontology annotation, cellular component: mitochondrial matrix; peroxisomal matrix. NCBI's taxonomy places the organism in Eukaryota, Metazoa, Chordata, Chondrichthyes, Orectolobiformes, Rhincodontidae. The record is from RefSeq and is a predicted model, not a curated record. Bases 34 to 1500 code for a protein of 488 amino acids. The transcript has 5 exons. Gene Ontology annotation, biological process: acetyl-CoA biosynthetic process; malonyl-CoA catabolic process; fatty acid biosynthetic process.
CGCAGGCGCAGCGGAGCCCGGUGCCUGGGGAAAAUGGUGCGCUGGCCGUUGCUGUGGGCGCAGCGCCGGAAGGCGGCGGCUGCUGCUUGGCUGACCCUGUCCCCGACCCCCCGAGGAGGCUCGACGAGCGCCGCAAGCCCCGACAUGGACGACGUCCUCCGCCGCACGGUGGCGGCCGUGCCCCCUUACGAGAUCCGGCAGAAGCCGGCGCUGCACGAAGCGCCGAGCCGCGAGUUCGUGCGCUUCUACCGGUGCCUGGGAGACGCCGAGAGGCCGGUCUUCCUCGCCAAGCUGGCGGCCGACUACGGCACCGACCACGGCAUGGUGUCCGAGGUGUGCGGCCGGCUGAAGGAGGCCCAGAGCCGGGAUCUGGGCACUUUGCUGAAGGCCGAGGACAGGCUGCGGUACUCGCUAACCCCUCGCUAUAAAUUCCUCAUCAGCCACAUCUGCCGUCUGGAGGGAGGAGUGAAGUUUAUUGUUGACUUGCGGGCGGAUAUCUUACAGUGCCUGCAGAGCAAAACAGCGGACACCCCUCAAAUCAGGGAAAUGAAUGGAAUAUUGAAGACACUGCUGUCAGAUUGGUUUUCGAUAGGAUUCUUAAACCUUGAGCGCAUCACCUGGCAGUCCUCUUGUGAUCUGCUGCAGAAGAUUAGCGAGUAUGAGGCAGUGCAUCCUGUCAGAAACUGGGCAGAUAUUAAACGCCGAGUUGGACCUUACCGAAGGUGCUAUGUUUUUACUCACAAUGCUAUGCCAAGGGAGCCUCUGAUAGUUUUACACGUGGCACUGACAGAUGACAUCUCUAACAAUAUACAGGCUAUCGUCCGAAAAGAUCCUUCUCUGGAGAUGACUGAGGAUGUGAACAAGAUCACCACAGCUAUUUUCUACUCCAUCAGCUCUUCGCAGAGAGGACUGCAGGGGGUAGAGCUUGGAACAUACCUCAUCAAGCGAGUUGUAAAAGAGCUUCAGGCUGAAUUUCCUCAAAUGAACCAAUUCUCCAGUCUGUCUCCAAUUCCCGACUUCAAAAAGUGGCUGCUUGGAACCUUCAAUAACAAAGUCAAGGAAGAGAAAUCAAACCAGAUUUUUACAGAACUUGAAUUCAAGGAAAUCCAGGACAUCAUUGAAGGACCUGUGUCAGAAAGACUUCACCACCUACUUUCUAAUAAUGAGUGGGUGAAGUCUGACAAAUUAGUUAGAGUUCUUGAGACACCACUUAUGCGACUUUGUGCCUGGUACCUGUAUGGAGAAAAACAUCGUGGGGGUGCCCUUGAUCCAGUAGCUAACUUUCAUCUUCAAAAUGGUGCUGUGAUAUGGCGAAUAAACUGGCUGGCUGACACAAGUUCUCGUGGUCUUUCGUCAUCCUUUGGAAUUAUGGCAAACUAUCGAUAUCUCCUCGAAGAUACCAAUCGUAAUAGUGUCCAGUACUUGAGAACAAGGCACAUUGAGGCAUCUGAGCAGAUUCUGAGUCUUGUAGCUCAAUGUCAGACAAUCAGCAAACUUUAACUGGAGCUUCACAGGAAAAUGAACUGUUUUGAAAAUAAUGAAUUAACUUUAACCAUCAUUAUUACUUGUUAUUGUUUAGAUAGCAAGGAACUUCAACAAAAAAAAAUUAAACAUGAGAUUUGUUGUGAAACAGCAAUGUUAUUUGGCCAGUUUGAUUGAUAAUAUAUCAUGUAAACCUAUUUAAUGAUGAGCUACAUGAAUGCUGAAGUCUCCAAAUGAGAGCAAAUUUAUUAAUGUCUAACUGAUAAAUUGUAAGCCAUUAGAAAGAAAGAAUGAACUUUUUAUUAUGACUUCCAUACCACAGAAUGUCUUGCUGCCAAUGAAGUAAUAUUGAUCUGUAGUUCCUCCUGAAUGCCAUCCAGUGUUAUUGUAACAUUUGUCAGUCUGAGAGAAAGAGGUACUUAUUUUCAAUAGGGCAUCAGUGUGUUUCUUCAAUUUUAAAAAGCCAUCAGAGCCAACUUACUAUUAAUUAUAUUGCUUCUCUUUAUCUCAUUUUUUUAGUUUCACACUGACUUUCCCAUGAUGGUGACAGCAAUCAGUAUACCACUGCUGAACAGUCUGCCUCAUUUGUGGUUUGUCAUUACUAAUAUUUGCUUUAGCUAGACAAUUCCUUGCCAACUCAUGGGUGUCAUUCUGCCAUUUUUUAGUCUAACACAAAAUACUACUUGCACACAUUUGGACUUGCACCUUGCCCUAUAGCUGACUGACCAAAAACAGUUUAAUAAGUUACUUGCAAAAGCAUUUCAAUCUGUCUGUCUUUUCUUCUAUCCUUGUUCCUAAGGAUUGGGUUGUGGCCUCCCUUUGGAAUAGUCUCUGCUUAUGGGCGAAGUACUGGAGUGAUCUUCCAGUUCCUUCUGCAGAAAGGUUGACCAGGAAACUCUUCCACUUUUAUUGCCUACCAUCAGCUUUACUGGAGCCAUUUACUGGCUGAUGAUCAAUCGGAUUAUCAUAAGUUCAAUAUGAACUUAUCUUCCACAGCUGGCAAGUGCUGAAAUGGAAUUCAGAUCUGGAAUCUCAGGCUCAGAGAUAAGGACACUACAACAGUGCUACAUGACUUCCAUAUAUUACUCUGUAGCUAUUGUCAUAUAUUUUAAAUCAAAAGUUCCUCUGUGAUAAAAGUUCUUUGUUACUGUAUAUACCUGCAAUCUACCUAUGGAGAUCAUUUAAAUUGACUUUAUGGUUUUGGGGAAAAAAAAACUAUUUAACAUUGCCAUAACAUACUGUUACCUCUCUUGUAAGAGAAUUUCAUGCCAUGGCGAGUUUUCAAAUUGAAUAAAUUUAAAUAUUUACCCUGGCAGUUGUUUGCUUAACUUGCAAUGAA